Molecule: messenger RNA, 3033 nt
Organism: Cryptomeria japonica (Japanese cedar)
Lineage: Eukaryota; Viridiplantae; Streptophyta; Pinopsida; Cupressales; Cupressaceae
Product: disease resistance protein Roq1
Exons: 4
Coding region: 406-2505 (699 amino acids)
Biological process (GO): defense response; signal transduction
Molecular function (GO): ADP binding
Source: RefSeq, a predicted model, not a curated record
UGGGUACACAAUCACACCCAGAAAGAACAUAGAGCACCCAGAAAGAACAUAGAUAACUCAUUAAGGAUUUUAAUUGUUUUGUUUUAUUUGUCUUAGAUAUCAGGAAGCAGCGUAGAAGGUACCGUCUUCUUUCCCCGUCCUUUCGAGGAAAGAGGGUGGACCAAUCCUCUUGCCUCUCUGACAAACUGCCUUACGUCUUUCUGUCAACAUGUUACUUUUUCUUUGCGGUAAGAAAAAAUAGGGAAAGGUGUCUUUCAUUUCCCCAUAGUUUCCUCGGACGAUGCAGUGGCAUCCAAUUUAUAUGCAGGCUUUGAUCUAGUCCAAUUCACUCCAUUCUUCCUCAAAGCUUAUCCCUCGUUUCAGAGAUUUGCUUGGCUUUUGUGCUUCAGCCCUGUCCUUGCAUUUAUGGCUUCUUCGUCCUCAUCUCACCAACAAAAUCCUUUCCCUGGAACCAACAAAAGGCGAGAAGUAGAAGAAUCUUCCAGACUGUUUGACGUGUUCAUCAAUCACAGAGGCCCCGAUGUCAAACAGACUCUGGCUACUCAAAUUUACAAUUCUAUUACGGCGCUAGGCAUAAGGGCAUUUCUUGAUUCGCAAGAGAAGGCACUUGGAGAGUCGUUUCCUUCAACCAUUGAGGCAGCGAUUAGAUCUGCUUCAGUGCAUAUUGCUAUUUUUUCGGGAAAAUAUGCAGAGUCAGAUUGGUGUCUGCGUGAGCUGGUUCUUAUGUUGCAAACUAAGGCCAAGAUUAUUCCUGUUUUUUAUCAAGUGGGAUCAUUGGAAGUGAAGCCUUCUGAUCUGCGACACAUAGAAAAUGGAGUAUACGCUGACGCAUUCACGAAAUAUGAACAGAAGGGGAGAUAUCUGGACAAGAUAAAGGAAUGGAAGGAAGCCCUUCAACAAGUUUCAUAUACCGCAGGCCACGAAUUCAAAAAUUCAGAUGACUGCAAAGACAUAGUGUCCGUUGUGAAGGAAGAAGUAGAGAGGACAAAACGUUUACAUGUUGCCAAAUAUCCAGUCGGACUUCAUAAGCUCGUGAAAGAUUUCGAAAGGCGGUGCCUUGAUGAUCUUGUUCAAGAUUUUGAAAGCCACUGUGGUACCAAGAAAGUUAAUGUCGUUGGAAUUUUCGGUAUGGGUGGGGUUGGGAAGACCACUCUUUCCAAAGAGCUGUUCAACCAAAAAAAGUCAAAAUAUACAAGAACAAGUUUUCUGUUUGACGUUCGGGAAGCCUGGAGCACAGGUAGAUUACCCUUAUUACAAAGUAAACUCCUCAAAGAUAUCUUUUGUGAAGAUCGCAGUUUUCUAAGCCGUGAGGAAGGGGCAAGCUCACUGAAAGAUCAUUUGGAAAGGAACAGCUCUUUCAGUUUCCUGAUUGUUUUAGAUGACAUUGAUCAUGUGGAUCAGUUAGAGUCUCUAUUAGUCAUGGAUAUCUUAAACAGGCCUGGUAAUAAUCUGGUAAUUAUUUCAACCCGAGAGGUAGGGGUCCUUACAAGUGCAGGAAUUGACACAGCUUAUCAUUUAAAAGGGUUGGAUAGAGAAGACGGGAAAGAACUGUUUUGUUGGCACGCAUUUGAUCAACCCCGUCCAUCUAGCGGAUUCGAGGAUCUUGUUCAGGAGUUCAUUAACAUCUGUGGAGGCUUACCUCUCUCUCUUCAAGUUCUGGGGCGGCAUGUGUCUCGUAGACCUCAGAAUUACUGGCAGGAAGCAAUCAAAAAAGCCCGUAAGGCUCUGCCUGGAGAUAUAAAGCAGAACCUGAAGAUAAGCUUUGAUUCCUUAGAUUAUGAACAAAAGCAGGUUUUCAUGGACAUAGCGUGCUUUUUCAUUGACAAAUCUAUCACCACGGCCAUGACCAUUUGGAAGGGAUCUGGAUGGAGCGGUCACCAUGCUUUGGAAACACUAAAAGAGAAAUGUCUGAUUGAGGAAAAUGUGAGUUAUCUGCCUUUCCUGGAAUGGGAAGUCAAAUGGAAAUCUAGGCAGGAUGAGUUUGCUUUCAGAAUGCAUGACCACCUGCGGGACUUGGGAAGAGAAUUGGCAAAAGAACUGAGCCAUCCUCUUCGUUUGUGGCACCCCCAACAACAUCUUAGAUCAUUGGAAUCAGAAGGAUUCCAAAACAUCCUAGCCCAAAUCAAAGGCAGGUGUUUUCAUUCCUUUAUGGACAAAUCCAUGGAUUGCCAAAUUACAUACUUUAUAGGGGAAGCGGAAGACAGUUCUGAAACUUCUCUACUUUGGCUUCAGCUUGACUACCUGAAUCGGCCUCAACUUGACACGAAUUCAGAACUUGACACGAAUUCAGACAUAAACCCAAGCAUUCCUCCAUGGAUUACUCUUCAAAACUUGAAGUGUUUAAGAAUCAGCGGUGGGCGUUUCCAAAGAUUGUGGGAGAGCGAUGGGCAGGCACCCACCCGUUUAAAAGAGCUGCAGGUUCGUGAAACAUUUGUGAGAGAGUUUCCAGAUUUGUUACGAAAAUUGAAUAAUGUUCAAGAGGUGGAAAUUAUAUGGAAGAGGUAGUUGAGAAAAUACAAAUCAAUCUCCGUAGUUAAGGUGUGAUGGGCUCAGGACUCAAUGAUGGAGUCGAUUUUGGUUAUUUCUGCUAAUUGUUUUAAUUUGAGGGACCUAUUGCGAUGUUACUAUGGAUUCUUGUGCUUCAGAUGUUACUAUGGAUUCUUGUGCUUUAGCAGUUCUGUACCUUACAGAAUGUUUUAGCUAUCUUACAGUUUCUAAUUUGUCCAAUUUUAGUGCUGGCUGUUUCGUUUUUGUUGCUGCUGUGCAGCUCAUUCUGUAAUCUAUGCUGUUUGUAAAUUCUUCUUUGUUUCAAUAUAAUUGAAAAAACAAACAAACAGGGGACUUGACUUCCACAAAAUUAAAAAACAGGGGGCUUGCCUUCCCCUGAUACUGCAGAGGGGACUGCCCACUUUUAGUCUAUGGUUAUCUAAACUUUGUUUUUGACCAAUACAGAAUUGCAUUCAUAAGCUGGAAUGUAAUGCAUUAAUACUGCUUUUCAGCAGGCAAUCGUAAAUAUUGUUUUUGAACAGAGUA